AUGUUGCAAAAUGCCUCCCAGAGCCAGCAGUAUGAGUGUGUGGCAAUAGCAGGUGGGGGGCGGGGACAGCGUCCUCGGUCCCCGGCGAGCUCCCGCAGCGCGGCGUGGGGAGGCGGGACCGCGCAGGGCGUGGCCGGCAGGUGGCGCCCGCGCCCCGCGCCGGAGCAUCGGUCUCCCCUCCCCCGCGCUGUCGCCGCCUCUGGUGCAGCCACGCUGGCCCCUGCCCGGCGGCGGUUCUGUCUGCAAAAUGGGCCCUGUGCGUUCGGGCUCGGACGACGUCUUUAUAGAAUGUCUCCUGUGUCCCGCAGCUGCGUGAGCGGCGUCUCGGCCCUGGGCGCCCUGGGGCUGCACACAGACCUGGGGCCCGGCCCUGGCUCCAGGGGGCGGCCGAAGAAUCACACCCGGCUCGCGGCUGGCCCGCGGCUGGCCCUGACUUCCGUGUCAAGUGGCUUAGGACUCUCGGCUUCGGGCUGUCCCCGCGGCCCGUUUGGGUCCGCUCUCUGCUGCGGCCCGGGCCAGCGCGCGUCCCGCCUAGGCGCCACGCCACCUAUUGCUUCUGCCCACGUUCUCCGCGGCCGAGCCACGGUCGUGGGACUGUCCAGCGUGGGGUUCCUGCAGGACCGACUCCAGCGCCUGUGGUCUCUCCUGGGGUGACCCGCCUCUGCUUCCAGCCUCGAGUUCCACCCCUUCCUGACCCCUUUGGCUCGAGUUGGGGUGACAGGGCCAGGGGACCGGGGGCAGCGGUAGAGGCCGGGCUGCUUCCCGGUUAGGAGCUAGGGGCCGCGGACCCCUGGGUUGCAGGGCUCUAGUCCCAGGGGAGCAGGGAGCCCCCUCCUGGACGCCAUGGGCACUGCUGCCCCCCAUGGCAGGCUCUGGUGGGGACGCUGCAGCCCUUCUGCUGUCCUGGAAACCGUGCCAAGCAGGCAGUGAGGGCGGGCGGGUUUGAGAAGCACCGCCGAGCUCAGCAGCAGCCUUUCCAUACUGUUAUUAAAUAACUCCAGGUAUUUAAGAAUGAAAUGAGGCCGGGCGCAGUGUCUCACGCCUGUAACUGAAGCACUUCAGAAGGCCGAGGCGGGAGGAUCGCUUGAAGCCAGGGGUUGGAAACCAGCCUGGGCAACAUAGGCUCUGUCUCUACAGAAAAUAAAGAAAAUUAGCCAGGUGUCGUGGCUCACGCCUGUAGUCUCAACUACUCAAGAGGCUGAAGUGGGAGGAUCAUUUGAGCCUGGGAGUUUGAGGUUGCUGUGAACUUUGAUGACACCAAUGUGCUCCAGCCCAAUAACCCUGUCUCAAAAAAAGACAAUAAACAAAAAAAAAAAA
Molecule: messenger RNA, 1317 nt
Organism: Nycticebus coucang (slow loris)
Lineage: Eukaryota; Metazoa; Chordata; Mammalia; Primates; Lorisidae
Exons: 3
Coding region: 1-654 (217 amino acids)
Source: RefSeq, a predicted model, not a curated record